Molecule: messenger RNA, 1194 nt
Organism: Colletotrichum truncatum
Lineage: Eukaryota; Fungi; Ascomycota; Sordariomycetes; Glomerellales; Glomerellaceae
Source: RefSeq, a predicted model, not a curated record
AUGGUCAACUUCAAGAACUUCGCAGCCCUUGUCGCCGCUCUGGUCCCCUUCGGAGCGGCCGCUCCGACGCCCCAGACUGAGACCGCACCCAAUGUCGCUGGCAAAUUCAUCGUUACCCUGAAGACGGGCAUCUCGACCCGCGACAUCGACACUCACAUGAGCUGGGUUGAUGCCGUUCACAAGCGCAGCCUUUCCCGCCGCGACACCGCAGGUGUUGAGAACAAGUGGGACAUUGGCAAGUUCCACGGCUACUCUGGCCACUUCGAUGAUGCUACCAUCGAGGAGCUGAAGAACAACCCUGAUGUUGCCGACAUUGAGCCCGAACAAAUCUUCACUCUGGAGGCCGUCACCAGCCAGACCGGCGCCACCUGGGGUCUCGGUUCCAUUUCGAGCCGCACUUCUGGCUCAAGGACGUACCGCUAUGAUGACUCUGCCGGCGAGGGUACCUACGCAUACAUUGUCGACAGUGGUAUCAACGUCAACCACACCGAGUUCGAGGGCCGUGCCGAGCAAGGCUACAACGGUGCCGGUGGUGUCUUUGACGACACUUUCGGUCACGGCACCCACGUUGCUGGCACCAUUGGUGGCAAGACCUACGGUGUUGCCAAGAAGGCUACUUUGAUUGAUGUCAAGGUCUUCAUCGGCCGGGAAUCGACGACUUCCAUCAUCCUCCAGGGCUACCAGUGGGCUGUUCAGGAUAUCAUUGCCAAGGGCCGCGAGAGCCGCUCCGUCAUUAACAUGUCUUUGGGUGGUCCUUCUUCCGUAGCCUACAACAACGCCGUUAAAGCUGCCUUCGAGGCCGGCGUGCUCAGCGUUGUUGCAUCUGGUAACGAGAACCUUCCUGCCUCCACCCGCUCCCCUGCGUCCGCUCCCGAGGCUCUCACUGUCGGUGCCAUUAACUCCAACUGGAGAGAAGACACUUACUCCAACUACGGUGACGCCGUUGACAUUCUUGCUCCUGGAACUGGAGUGCUGUCGGCGUACAUUGGCUCCAACACUGCCACUGCUUCCAACACCGGUACUUCUAUGGCCACUCCCCACGUUGUUGGCCUUGCAUUGUACCUUGCCGUGGUUGAGAACAUUGGAACUCCCGCAGCUCUGAAGGCUCGCAUCCUGGAGCUUGCUACGGAGGGUGCCGCUACUGGACUGCGCAGUGGCUCUCCCAACUUGAUUGCUUUCAACGGCGUCGAGUAA